Messenger RNA from Thamnophis sirtalis, 4092 nucleotides. NCBI's taxonomy places the organism in Eukaryota, Metazoa, Chordata, Lepidosauria, Squamata, Natricidae. The record is from RefSeq and is a predicted model, not a curated record.
UUUAUUGUUGGCCGGCUGUCCCGAGUAGCCGGUAGCUUCUUGGGUCUGCCUUCUUCAUUGCGUCCAGUUUGCUUAGAAGCAGUAAUGGCAACAGAAUGCAUUAAGAAUUGUUGUAGAGGAUGUUUAUAUGGUAAUAAAGAAAAACACGAUGCAUCUCUGGAGAAACAGCCUACAGUUACUGACAAGUAUACAUCAAAAGUAGUGAAGAAACCUCCUUUGUCUUCUGUGUCCAUGAAAAGACAGGUUGGCUGUUCAGAAGAUUAUCUUCUCUCUAAGUUCCCACCAGAUGGCAAAGAAAUACCCUUUGUAGUUCCUCAGUUCAAACUUGCUUACAUCCAGCCUCGGAACCUUGGUAAUCCACAUCUUGGGGGACUGCAAGUAUGUGACUUAAGAAGUAGCACAUUGCCUUGCUCUUCCUCUUUAAGUCAAUCUAUGUUUGAUCUUACAAGCCCACCCCACCGAUUUAUUCAGAAGAGAUAUGAUUCCGCCUCCAGUACACUAAGCAGCAUCUCCUCCAGAAAGAAUUCACAAGGUAGUAACAGGAGUUUAGAUACAAUUACAUUAUCAGGUGAUGAAAGAGAAUUUGGCAGGCUGAACGUGAAGGUGUGCUACCUUUUUCCUGUAGAACAGAUAUGGAUCACCAUCUUGAAAUGCAAAGAUUUGAACUGGUCAUCUACUUGUGAAGAACACCCUCAAAUUUCCAUCAAAGGAAUCCUCACCCUACACAAACCAGUGCAGUUCAGAUGUUUAGCAAAAGAAGCUUCCAAUGACAUCCAGUUCAUGGAAACCUUUGUGUUUGCUAUUAAACUGCAACUUCUCCAGACUGCAAGACUUGUGUUCAAAGUACAAUCCCUGAUUCCCAAGAAAAAAACUAUAGGAGAAUGUAUUUUAUCCCUGCGUGAUCUCAGUUCACAGGAAAUGGAUUAUUGGCUGAUGAUAACACCUCCUUCCAAAGCUUCAGUGUGUUCUGCAGAAUUGAAAAUAGGCACCUGUUUUCAAGCAGUAAACAGCCGGAUCCAGUUGCAAAUCCUGGAAGCUCAGAACCUUCCAAGUUCAUCCACACCAUUGUCUUCAAAUUUUUUUGUAAAGAUUGUGAUGCUCAGCACUGAAGGAUUGGUUGAUAAGAAAAAAACUCGUCUGCUGAAAUCUACUAACAGUCAAGUAAAAUGGGGAGAAACCCUGAUGUUUCCUGUGAGCCAGAAUGAACAUGGAAUAAACUUUCUCAUCAAACUCUACAGUAGAAGCUCAGUGAGAAGAAAACAUUUCCUGGGACAGGUUUGGUUAAGCAGUGACAGCAACAGUGCAGAAGCUGCUGAUCAAUGGAUGGACACAAUUGCUAAUCCAGAGAAGGUUGUGGUUAAAUGGCAUAAUAUCAUUCCAGCAUGAUACUGCUUUGAACAGUCCUUUUGGUACUGAUUUGGACUUGAGCCCAGAGACUUUUGCACUUAUUUAAAAUUACCAGCCAUCAGACAACAAAGAGACAGAAAAGAGAUAUCUAUAUGGAUGCAUACAAUAACAUCUGCCCAAGAAAAUCACAGAGGAAGCAAUAGAAUUGAAAAAGGAAGUUGGAAAUCCUAGCAAAGUACAUGAAAAUUCAAAAGCCAUGUUGAAAAAAUAAUGGCUUGAUUAUUAAUUGACUGUUAUUCUAUAAGGCUUACAUGUAAAACAUUUUAAUAUUUAUAUUUUAAAAAAUUUUUUUAAAAUUAAUUUAAUUUUAAAUUAAUUUCAAAACUUUGUAUAGAUUUUCAUGAAAAAUACCAGUGAAGGACUAUCCUUCAAGAAGAUUUCGCUCCAUGUAUUGGUUGACAACCAUGUUCCAACUAUUGUUUUGCUUCUAAAAGUAUUCUGUGAACACUUUAUUAUUUCCACCAACAUGUUGAACAAGUGAGUAAAGUAGGCAGGGAGGUAGAAAUAAUACUUUACCAUUUAAAUUGAAAUAAACAUUUCAAGGUAAUUUUUAAGAAUAAUUGUUGUGUUGGAUAGUAAAUUUGAGACAUGGGCAGGUAACAAUUCUUUUGUUAAUGAAUUCGAUUUUACAGUUCUUCAGCAUAAAAUUUGCUUUACUGUUUUGAAUAGAGAUAGAUUAAUAAGAAGUAUUCCAAUUAUGAAAUUCAGUAGAAUCUGAUAUCAUAUUUAAAACUAACAGGGACCCAGUAUUCUGUGUUUUAGGAAAGCUGAAUUCAUCAGUCCUUAUAAAAUGAAAAAAACAACAAAAUAUGUAAUCAUGAUUCUAACCAAUUAUUUUAAAAAAUACGUACCUUCCCACCCUUCAGUAUUUUAAAAUAAUAAAUAAAGGCUAAUAGAGCUUAUAUGUUAAACAAGUCCAUGGAUAACUAAACUGGCACCACUUAUACAGUUUUGUAGAGUGCCCAGAUGCCAAAAUCUGAACCAUGUGAGACCAAUGGCCAUAAUCAAGCAGGUACCCUGACUAUUUUAAUAGAGAUAAAGCAUUUUAAGGCACAAGGAUCUGCAUUUACUGCAUGCAAUGCAGUAUCUUGACAACUGAGAUGUUUGGCAAAAGGUUUGAUGGUUGAAAUAGGCACUCUGCAGCCAUUGGGAAAAACAGAUCAGUAACAUCUGAAAAACCUUCAUGGGGAUUUGAAAUGCAUGAUUUAACUUGAAUGCCUUUGUUGCCUCUUUCAUUAAAAUAUCAGUUCACACUGAGCUUUCAAUAAAUAGGAUUCAGUUUGCCUCAAAGCUGUUACCAUAUGAACCUGGAAGGGGACAUUUAACAUCAGCCCUCAUGCUGAUGUAAUCUCAGGAGUAUUUGUCCUAUGAUGCCCAAGAAGGGCAUGAAACAAUUCAGCCAGAGUUCAGUUCUUUAUUUGUUUUCACAUCGCAGACAGAUUCUUGCCAGAAUAAACCCUUACUAGUUCCAGCUUUAUGGAUGCACCCUGAGAGGUUCUAAGGAGUGACUAUCCUUACUUUCUUCCUCUGUCUCCUCUCCAGCACCAAGAUGUGCUGCCUCAUGUCUCCCAUCUCUUUCUGGAAUAUGCUCCCUCCUUCGUGAGAGACUGCCACUUCAUUGUAGUCCAUCACACCAACUCCCCCUCCGUGGGAACCAUUUCCCACAAUACCAUUCCUAUUUCUCAUAACAUCAUUGCAUAUAUGCAAUGAUCAGAAAUGAAACUAUACAUAUUUCCAGCAAAUUGAUAUUUUUAUAGAUCAUUAAACUUCAGAAAUUCUAUUCUCUGCAGUCUCUGCUGAAAACAUUAAGAAUUGCUACAGGCAGUAUUACACUAUUUUAAAAUGCACUGGUUUCAAAAACAACAAGGCUGGUAUCUGAAUUCUGUUUUGGUCAGAUUUUGUUGGUGUCGGUGAUGCAUAAAAUAGAGAGUGUCCUAAGUGCAUAAUGAACUAUGAAUCAGAAAGUAUAGUUUGAGAGCGAUUAGCUGGAAGAAUCCAGAUUUUCAUGAGGAAGGAGGGGGGAAAAGGCAUGGGUAGAAAAGGUAGUAUUAACUACAAAAUGAUAGCAUAGAGAACCACAGUUCAGGACAGAUGGGAAGAAUGCAUUAAGGAAAAAAUGAUCAAACUAAAAGCCAUACUAAGAAAAUCAAAUGAAAAGAAUAACAGGAACAUAAAACUGGAGAAGACCUAGAACCGUACUUACUCCAAAACAAUGAAAUCUGGAAUAAUUCAGAAAAAAUCCUCAAUCUAUCCUCUAUCCUCAAAAAUUAUUAGGUAGCAAAUUAUUAUUUUGUUAUGCAAGCUGUCCUUGCUUAACCAGUCAUUGAGCAACCAUUUGAAGGUACAACAGACUUCCCAAAUGAUACUUACGAUCCAAUUUCACCCCUAUAUGGUCGUGUGAUCUCAUUUUGGACACUUGGCAACCAGCUUGCAUUUACAGCUAUUUGCAAUAUCCAAAGGUCAUGUGAUUGCCAUUUUUGCCAUUUUCGAGUAUUUGUUUCUGACCAAAAUUGGAUGAACAGGUUCACUUAAUGACCAUCACAUUCACUUAAUGAUCACCAUGUUUGCUUAAUUACUGCUACAAAAAUCAGGCAUGGUCACCUGGUGACCUACUUAACGGCAAUGGUUUAGGUUUAGGUUUAGGUUAGGUUUAGGUUUAUUAGCAUUUGUAGGCCGCCCUUUUCC